Molecule: messenger RNA, 1740 nt
Organism: Olea europaea var. sylvestris
Lineage: Eukaryota; Viridiplantae; Streptophyta; Magnoliopsida; Lamiales; Oleaceae
Exons: 2
Coding region: 168-1289 (373 amino acids)
Source: RefSeq, a predicted model, not a curated record
UAAUUUGAUAUAAGCUGGCCAAACGAAUACCCGGCACCCUUAUCUCAGUAUUCAGUGAAACUCCUCCUCUCUCGCCCUCUCUCUCUAACUUCCUUCUUCCCACAGAUAUCUUACAGAUUUGUACUCGGUCAUUUCGUCCUCAUCAAGAUCUUAAAUACACUGACAAUAUGCAGCACAAUUUCAUGGAAGAAAGUAUGAAUCAAAACAGUAUUGAGUUUAAUUCUCACCAACAAUACCAUAUACUUCAACAAAUCCAUACCCUACCCACUACCCAACAAUUAUUCCAAGGCCAGAAUCAUUUUCAGGCACAUUUUCAACCCCAGCAAAGGAGGCUAAAUGAGUCGUACUGUGAACCGGGUGAAGAAAAUAUCGGCAGCUAUGUCGGAGGCGAAGAUAGUGGUUCAGUACCCUUUUUCCCGGCGAGUUUGAAGUUGGAUUUGAAUCAUGAGAGAGGCAGAAAUAAUAAAGAGAGAGCUGUUAUAAUUAAUGAAAGAGAAGACGCUUUGCUGCGUGGGAGUGAGCAAUAUGAUGUCCCCGAGACUCCACUGCCAAUGCUUCAUUGUUGGCAAAACCAAGACGAUUCUGCCAUCGGACAACGCUUCUGGAAGCCAUUAACUGCAGCAGUAUUCAACGAGGAGAGUGAGAUAGAGGAUAAACAAGAACAACACCAAGAGAAUCGGAGAGAUCAUUGUAAGUAUUUUCAGCAUGAACCUCAAAUGAACUGUUUGGAGAGAGAAUGUAGACUAUAUGGAGAGCUUGAAGCAAUUUAUAAAAGUAUCGGCACUCCGGGGAGUAAUCAAACUGGUUCUGGAUCAGUUCAUUUUCCUGUAAAUACCCAUCUGCCAGAGCCGGAGGCUUCUAUCGGAGAAGAAGAAUCCAAGAAAAUGGCUAAAAGGAAAAGAAAAAGGAAGAAAGUGAAGGAUCAACUGGAUUCAAUGGUGAAUUUUCUUGAGAGUUUAGUUAAUCAAAUUAUGGAACAUCAAGAAAAUCUUCACUUGAAGUUUACACAAGUAAUUGAAAGAUUGGAUCAAGAGAGAAGAGAAAGAGAAGAGGCUUGGAGGAAGCAAGAACUGGCCAAGUUUGAGCGAGAAGCGGAGGCCAGAGCUCGUGAGAAAGCCAUGGCAACAAGUAGAGAGGUAGCCAUUGUUUCAUACUUGGAGAAAAUCACAGGUCAAAGAAUCAAUCUUCCUCCAUUAAAGUUGCAACCAAUAAUUUCUCAGAAUCCAUUCCGCACGCAACUCAACUCUAGCAGUGGAAGUGAUGUUAGAGGGGAUGAACAGAUGGCCUAAAACAAAACCCAAAAUCUAGAUUCAGAAUCCUUUAAUGCAGGGGUUAAAGGGGGAUUGUUUUGGGAGGAGGAAAACAAUUCAAUGGGACCAAAUAUAUGAUUUGAAACGUAAGAAAUUCAAAGCAAGUUGAGAAAGAUAACUCUUUGGGAUUCCAUUGACACUUGGGAAUAUGGAUUCUGAUAAGUGGUUAAUCUGUGAAGGAUGUUGGAAAAGGAGGAUGAUUAUGGAUCAAUAAUGGUAAUACAGCUGAAACGUGAAAACCGGCUCUUCUAAGAACUAGGGUUUAUUUGCUGAUCUUCUUGUUAACUUUCUUAGCACUGAGUUUUUGCCUUAAUUAUUUAUUUUCAAUUUUUUUGAUGGAUUGAUUUCAUAAUUAAUCUUUCUUAGAAUUUGAUUAUAAAUUUUUAGAUAAGAUGAUUUAACGUUUUUAUGAAAUUGUAUGCAUUAGAUA